This is a messenger RNA of Humulus lupulus (European hop), 654 nucleotides long. RefSeq names its product kinesin-like protein KIN-UC. Gene Ontology annotation, molecular function: microtubule binding; ATP binding; microtubule motor activity. The record is from RefSeq and is a predicted model, not a curated record. The transcript is spliced from 2 exons. NCBI's taxonomy places the organism in Eukaryota, Viridiplantae, Streptophyta, Magnoliopsida, Rosales, Cannabaceae. Bases 152 to 409 code for a protein of 85 amino acids. Gene Ontology annotation, biological process: microtubule-based movement.
AAUCCUUUCCCAAAACAAAAUAUCUGAAAACCCUAUCUCUUUUCUUUCCAAGCCACUCUCCCCUCUCACACUUCCCCGAUCCAUCUCCUUCUCUCUCUCCUGCUCAAAACACCAGCAGCUGGGGGCUUCAACUACGACGGCGAGGGGCCAUAUGAGGCUUCAACAACGGUGGAGGUCGACGGGGCUGACAGAGGCUCAACGGGACUGCUGGAGGCUUGACGACGCGGACUCGGAUUCGUUGGUGCAGCUGAAGAGACUGAAGUUGAGAAAAAACAACUGGAGCUCGGAAUCUUAUAGAUUUGAUGAAGUUUUUACAGACACUGCCUCCCAAAGGCGAGUUUACGAAGCGGUUGCCAAGCCUAUAGUUGAGGUAACUCAUCAAGAGACUAAUGACUUCUACAAUAAUUAAUGAAGUAUUGAUUAAUUUUGCAAUUGGUGCUGAAAUUAGCAUAACAAAACAAGUUCUAAAAUAGUGAUUCUAGUAUGUGUAUGUGUUUAUGCUUUGCAUUUUGUCCCCCAUCUGUUUGUUUUUCUAGUUAUUUUUCAAAUGGUUAGUUUGGAGAGUGUACAUUGAGACUGGUUGUUGAUCUCAAAUUUUGUUUCAUGGAAAUUCUGUAACUUAUGGAUAUUUUGUUUUUGUUUUGUAUGAAUUUU